AUGUUAUCGACAUCAAUUGAUCUUCAUAAUAAUAAUAAUAAUAAUAAUAAUAAUAAUAUAAGAUCAUUAAGAAUUGUUUCAACAAAUCGACUAUUUACUAAAGUUAGAACUGAACAAUCAACUGAAACAAUAUUACCAUCAAUAAUUGAUUCAACAAAUUUAUUAUCUGAUCAUCAUCUUGAUUUAUUUUCAAAAGAUGAAACAAUUCUUAAUGAAACAACAAUGAUACCAACAUCACCAUCAACAUCAUUUGUUGAUUUUCAUCAUAAUUUAUCAACAUCACCACCAUCAACACCAACAUCAUUUUCACCAUUACAACAUGAUCAUAGUUAUGGUUUAUCAACAAAUUCAUCACCAUUACUUCCAUCACCAGAUUUAACAAUAAAUUCAUCUACACGUUUACAAUGGCCACAAAUUAAUUGUCGAACAUUAAGACCAGAUGAUUAUCAUAUGUUACUUGAAUUAUUAUCAUCAAAUACAAAUAAUGAUACAUCACCAAUUUGUUUUGGUUCAACACUUAUUGAUCCAUUAACACCAACACCAUAUUCUGAUGCAACACGUACACAACCAAAAAAACGUGCACGUCCUGGUCAUGUUAAACGUCCAAUGAAUGCAUUUAUGGUUUUUUCACAAAUUGAACGUCGAAAAAUUGUUCAACUUGCACCACAUUUACCUAAUGCUGAUAUAAGCAAAUGUUGUGGAGCUAAAUGGAAACGAAUGUCAUUACGUGAACGACAACCAUAUAUGGAAGAAUCAGAACGAUUAAAACAACUUCAUGCACGACAAUAUCCAACUUAUAAAUAUCAACCACGAAAAAGAACUAAAACAAAUCAAUCAUUAAAUGUAUCUGCUCGACCAUCAGCAGCCACUGCUUCAACAUCAUCUUCACCACCUUCAUCAACAAUUUUAACUACAAUUCCUUUACAAUCUUCUAUUAUUACAAAAGAUCAACCAGAAACACCUCCACCAUAUCUGUCACAACCAUCAUCAUCAGGAUCAAAUUCCAAUGAUCCAAUAUCACGUUUAGUUGCAACAUUAUUUGAUCAAAAAUUAGCUAUGUUCGCUAGUAAUUUUCAACAAUUUAAUAUUGAUCAUCUACAAUAUCAUUUUACACCAUCAAAUACUCAAAUUUAUCCAACAUCAACAUCUUUUGAUCCUGUAAUUUAUCUUGCUAAACAACAAGAACAUUGA
Messenger RNA from Rotaria sordida, 1191 nucleotides. Lineage: Eukaryota; Metazoa; Rotifera; Eurotatoria; Philodinida; Philodinidae. The record is from the annotation of a GenBank genome assembly.